AUGUUCCUAGAAUUUGGGGAUGUCACGGGAUUUGAUAUGCGGCAGAACUUUGAGAUAUUCGCUUUUUGCGAACAGCAUAGCAAGUUUUCAAUACCAGGAGUCGACGAUUUAACGCCAGGGGUCUUCACAUUGCAUGUCCAGUAUUCACAAGGCAUCUCCCCGAGUAUAAUCAAUGAUCACAUCACCCGGCAUGUGAAAUCUUACAGUGUCCCAACACAAGUCCCUUCCCGAAUCUUCCGCAUGCCCCUUGCCUUCGACGACGGGGUAUGUCGUGCCGCCAUUAAGCGCUACGAAAACACCAUUCGACAUCAAGCGCCCUGGCUUCCAAACAAAACCGAAUUCAUCAAAUUCCUUGCGGAGCUCAAUGGGCUGGAGACCGUCGCCGAUUUGUUGUAUGAGGCAAGUUUCCUGGUUCUCGGCCUCGGGGAUGUGUUCAUGGGGUCUCCAUGCGCAAACCCAAUUGACCCUCGACACCGACUCUUUGGCUCCAAAUACAACCUAUCGCGAUCUUUUACUCCUCGCGGAGCCGUGGGGAUCGGGGGCCAAUACAUGUGCAUUUAUGCCACCGAUUCUCCAGGCGGGUAUCAGCUGGUCGGCAGGACAAAGGAGAUCUGGGACCAUGGCUGUGCUUCGAUUUGCUCGGGCAGGGACGGGCUUAUCGAUCUCGGCGCUGGAUCACCCGAAUUAGUCAGAAUUGAGGAGAGCGUACUUGAUCUCACUGAGUAUGAAUCGUGGCUGGCUAAGAAUAAGCUAGAUAUCGAGUCCAGAAAGGCACAUCAAGCACGCGCCAUCUCCAGUUCUCCAUUCAUAGAAGAGCUAGCACGGCCCUACCUGCAACCGAAUUCAGACUCAGGGAAAGACAAUCCCCAGCUCGGUGCCGACACGGUCCCGGGAGAGUGGAUCCAGGCGAUGAUGCCAGGGCGUUGUUAUAAGAUCAACGUUGAGGAAGGCGAUAUCGUCAACAAAUGA
Molecule: messenger RNA, 969 nt
Organism: Clonostachys byssicola
Lineage: Eukaryota; Fungi; Ascomycota; Sordariomycetes; Hypocreales; Bionectriaceae
Source: the annotation of a GenBank genome assembly